Molecule: messenger RNA, 2156 nt
Organism: Periconia digitata
Lineage: Eukaryota; Fungi; Ascomycota; Dothideomycetes; Pleosporales; Periconiaceae
Source: the annotation of a GenBank genome assembly
UGUUCUCAGUUACCAGCCGUUGAAAUGGUUGUCUUCACCUCCCAGCAACCUCCAAUUGAUCUACCAACGGAUCUUACCGAUUGGGAUUGGCUGUUCGACUCUCCAUUCUCUCCCAUCAACAAGAAUCCUCGCUCGUCACUCGCUGGUUUCCAGAAUGCCGUAACAAAAGAGCGUGUAGAUUGGGUCGACGUCAAAAAAUAUUCAACAUACAUAUCCACGGCCCUUGUCAAGAACUAUGGCCUUUCCGAAGGCCAGACUAUCUCGUUGUUCAGCCAAAAUACAGUAUGGUACCCGGUCGCCAUGUUUGCGGGUCUUAGGGCAGGGGCAAAAAUAUCAGGAGCAAGUCCAGCUUAUAACACCGAGGAAAUGACCUUUGCGUUGAAAACUGCAGAUGCGAAGUUCCUUAUGACCACACCGGCAAGUAUCGAGGUGGCGAAAGAAAGUGCAGAGGCAGCAGGAUUGCCCAAAAGUAAUGUCAUUUUGCUUGAGGGGGAACUGGAGGGAUAUAUCACUCUGAAGGAGCUCAUCGAAAUGGGCAAGCGACAUGGUGAGGCAGGUCAGACGCCGGCCUUCAAACUUCCAGCUGGAAAGAAGAACAGGGACGUGUGCGGAUUUCUAUCGUUUUCCUCUGGGACCACAGGCUUGCCGAAAGCUGUUAUGAUCAGCCAUCAGAAUGUCAUUGCCCAAUGCCUACAGGUGCAACAGCUUACCCCAAAAACGCAGAAGAAGAUUAUGGCAGUACUUCCAUUGUUCCACAUCACGGGGCUGGUUCAUCAGAUGCAUCUUCCGGUGCUCUUGAAUGCUGAGGUGGUGAUGCUUCCACAGUUUACCAUGGAAGGCAUGCUCAAAGUUAUUGUUGAAUACAAGUUAAACGAGCUUCUCAUCGUUCCUCCGAUACUUAUCCGUAUGGUUCGAGAUCCCCUGGUCGAUAAAUACGAUCUCUCUCACGUAACGCGCUUCUCCUCAGGCGCUGCACCACUCUCAGAAGAAAUCAUCCAGCUUCUUCAAAAGAAGUUUCCCAAUACAGGGUUCAAACAAGGCUACGGCAUGACCGAAUCGUGCUCGUGUAUCACGGCCCACCCUCCAUCCAGAUUCGCAUACAAGUAUGCGCACUCUGGCGGUGCGAUAGUGGCAUCUACGGAGGUUAAGAUUAUUAAAGAGGACGGCUUCGAAGCGAACAUUGGCGAGCAAGGCGAAGUGCUGGCGAGAGGUCCGCAGAUAGUUAUGGGAUAUCUGAACAACGACAAAGCGACUCGCGAAACAUUCGACGCCGACGGAUGGCUACACACUGGCGAUCAGGGCAUGAUCGAUGCAGAGGGAAUGAUUUACAUUACGGACCGCAUCAAGGAACUGAUCAAAGUCAAAGGAAUUGGAGUCGCACCAGCCGAGCUUGAAGAUCUGCUCCUGGGACAUGACAAAGUCGAAGAUGUUGCCGUCAUGGGGGUAGACGACGAUUAUUCUGGCGAGUUUCCCAAGGCAUAUGUCAAACUAAAGGACAGCGUCAUUCCAGAUAGGAGAGUGGGACGAGAACUGAUUGCUUGGGUCAAAGAGAAGAAGGUGAGACACAAAUGGGUGCGAGAGGUGGAGUUCAUAGAUGAGAUUCCCAAGAGCGCCAGUGGAAAAAUACUCCGAAGAGUGUUGAAGAAAAAGGAGAGAAGUGGCGAAGGGAGGGGUGUCGUGGUUAAGGACGAGAGUCGGGCGAAGCUAUAGAAACAGGCCAACAAAAGAGAGCAAAGAUUGGAAUACAGAAAGCGUUACCAACCAACUAUCUUCCUCCGGUGCCAACAGAAGGCAUUAUGUCAAUAAAGUCAACCAGCCAGCCCAAUGUGUACUCAAAACAUCGUCCACAAAUAGCCUUCAGCAUUGGUGGAACAGAUUCCCGCCGCUUGUAUGGCGUACCACAACGCCAAUUCAAACAACACCAUACCUCCUCAUCUCAGCCUGCACAGCACGGUACCUCUCCCAUGCCGCUCUCUCUUCCACGGUCAGCAUCCACCUCAACUCCAAAUCCUCCCGCUCGGCAUCCAUCCUCGCCCACUGCUCUCGCUGCCACCUCUGCAUCCUCCGCCUCUCUGCGCUUUCUUCCGCAUGGCCGCCGUCACGACGAAUCCAAGCAAGCCGGCUGAGCACAUUCUCGAGGCCAUCAACGUAAAUCC